AGGCUGUAUGUGUUGUCAGCUGCAUCGGUAACAGCAGCUGACAACGAGCAGGCACAUGCAUUCAUGUUGUUUGUUUGCAUUUUCAUAAUUCCUUGAUCUUAACGCUUAACUUUUCUUUCUUUCUCUCUUAGAUUAAAUCGACUUUCGGUCCGAAGAAUCGAGCUGUUCUCGAGACGCGUGUUAGAGAUCGCCUACUAGAACAAAGAUAUGGAUGUGCAAUUUCUUUUUACUUCUUUUUACGUGUUAUCCAAAAGGAGAUCCAUUCUUAGAAGAGACCAUUUAAACACAAUACCGUCCCAAACAGAAAAUGAUUUGGGGAAAUGUAGGAAAUUUAUAGCGGACGCAAUAACAUCUAAAUUUACGCAAUCGCAAUUAAAUUACCGUUUUACUUACGAGGAGACGAACUCCGCCUAUGCAAGUUGGAACGUAGAAGUUGGGAGAUAGAAAAAAAAAAAACAAGAAAGAGAACAAGGGGGAUACAUGGGGCUAGAGAGGUAUGACACGUGACCGAGCGCGUGUUACAGCUGCACGUUUGUGUAGUAGCGGUUUCGCCGUAACAGCCGUGGCCGCACCGGAGCGCAGCUUCAGUCCACGUUGAACCGUCGUUGGCGUACGUUGGCCACGCCUGAUCGUAUAUCCCACUCUCAGAAUCCACCCGUCCGAUACCGAUAACAAGUAUCCGUGCAUUCGUAAAACGAAGAAGGACAUAUAUCGAUCGUCUUAUCGAUCGUCUCUUCUCAACGCUCUUGCGAUGAUCUUUUGAGAUCCACGAAAAUAAGGGCGAUAUCUAACGAAGAAAUUAGCGGGAUGAUGCUCCCAACGAGGAUAUCGAUGAUCGCUUUGCUCGCUCUCUUCGCAUUGAUUUUAUCCAUCGAUGUGACCGAUGGAAGACCUCGCAUAAGGCAUCACAAAGGGGGUGCCCAUUGUAGCAGAUGUGGUCCAGGUUGGGGCGUAACGAGUCGAUGCGUUCGUGGCCGCGAUACCGAGUGCGCAAAAUGUCUACCUGGCACUUAUAGCCCGCAUCACAGCACACAGCCGUGUUGGAUUUGUUCGAGAUGUGGUCCAGGACUUUAUGAAGCUCAUUCCUGUACAUCAAAAACCGACACGGUCUGCGAUUCCUGCCAUCGAGCUGCUCCCGAUAAUCCGGAUUAUCUUAGGAAAUGCAAAACUCGUGGAAAUUUCUUUUUAGCGCCCGAAGAUGCCGAGGAUACUGCCGAGGAAAGUGUCUUGAUAAAUCAAUCCGAUCGGGUAUUUCAUUUCGAGGACAGACAACAAGAGAUUCUCGAGAAGGACGUUGAAACUGCUGGUUUCCUCGAUGAGCCCAGCGGCGAAAAUGAUUUUGAUUAUGAGUCGUCGAAAACUAUGCAAAGGCUUUGAAUCGUUUAACGAAAAGAUAAAAGUAGGAAAACAAAACGAUCGACGAUUCGUUCUCCUAUACUAGUCAAUUGGGGUUGGCAUGCGUGCCUGCGUGCAUUGGAGUUGCGCGCGUGCGUCGUCUAUAUGUGACGCGCGUGAUUAUGCCGAACGCUCUUCCGAGCCGGUAUUUUACUAACGAGAUUAACUCAAAAAACGCAUCAAUUUUUUCGCACAAGGGCCAUUAACGGGGCACGCUUUGUAUACAGCUCUUUUAUUUUAUUCAUUCUAUUUAAGUACGUACAACACUUACGGUCGAUCGUAUAAGAAAAUUAUACUACCACAUUGGAAUGCGUAUGCACCAUACUUUCAUCUUGUCUCGCGUCAUUUAUUUAUUUUUUUUGUCUUGUCUUAUUUCUUUAAUUAGCAUCGGUAUCUUAACCUCGCGUAGAAAGAACUGCUGCGUGUAUGCACAUAACUAUAUAUAUAGACACGCGUCACACCUAAUGUCCAUCUUGUAUAUAGUUACAUAUAUUUCUGAAUUUAAUGUUACAAUGAUAGGCGCGUGUGCCUAUGUUCUCAUACGCGAGGUUUCUUUUUAAUUAUCUUUCCAUCCAAAGCUUUCGAUUUUAAGAGGACGAAAAGAGCGGAAAACGAGCCCGCUUUUUUCGUGUUUGGAUUUUUAAUUUGCUUCGCACAGCAAUUAAACGUCCCGUAAAUUAAACGUCCCUCUAUAAAUUAUCCAAAGAGCAUCGCUUUGUGUCGCUUACGAUCAAAUGUAAAUUAAAGGCGCGUUGUCGUGGUCGCACCAUUUUUUCUUUUCUUUUUCCUUUUCGAACAAAUUAAAGACGAUUAUUCCAACGAACGCUAAAGUAUUCUUCGAUAUCGUAAUUACGAAGUGAUUGGGUCUAUGUAUAUAUACAUACUACUACACAUAUAUAUAUAUAUAUAUAUAUAUAUAUAUAUAUAUAUAUAUCGUUAACACACGAGUGUCAUAGAAGAAGGAAAGAUAAACACGAUCAAAGCGAGACGCUUCUUAUUGCUCGUUCAUGGGCAUAGCAAUUUCCUUUAUCGCAAAUAUUAAGUAUCAUUGGUAUGAGAAAAAAGAGCAGAUGCAGUAGAUCGUAGUUUCUAUUCCUAUUUCAUCGUACAUUUGUUUUUCUUUUUUUCAUCUUUCAAUCGUACAUACGUAUACGACAUAUUAUUGCAAAAACAUGCGCAGCGUCGCUCAAACAUAUUCUCGAGUGUUUCUUUCUUAUUCGUUUGCUCGGUGAUAAGAAUGGGAAGUAGCAUACUUUCUUCCAAGAGAUCGCACGAACGUCCUCAUUGACAGAAAACGCACGGUGUUACGGUCGCUAAGGUACUUCACAUCGAAUAUGCCUAUUAUCUUCUAAUACGUAUUAUCAUCGUCUUUUUAUUUUUUUCGCUUAAAACAUAUUUCAAUUUUAAUUAUUUAUACCUACAUAACUUAUAUAUUAUAAAUAGAGAUCUUUUUCGAUCCGCGAUGUAUAUAUAUGUCUGUGUGUAUAUAUAUAUAUGUGUAUAUAUAUAUACAUAAUUGUUAAGUAAACGUUUUUCGUGACGCACUAGGUACAAUACAGGAGACGACGUACGUACUAUAUAAAAAGGUAAAAGGAAGAAGAAAAAGAAACAAUAAAUGGACGUUAUCACCGGCUUUUCAAGCGCACUCGAAUUCCGACAUAUGCGAAGCAGGCGAAUCUAAUCGGAUAAAGUCAAGUAGAAAAAUUCGUUGUUCCUAUUUACAAAGACUCUGCACUUAGAAGAAAAUAAAAAUAAAAAAAAAAAGAGAAAAAAUA
Vespa crabro (European hornet) is the source of this 3170-nucleotide messenger RNA. Its product is annotated as tumor necrosis factor receptor superfamily member 4-like. The transcript has 2 exons. Gene Ontology annotation, biological process: inflammatory response. The record is from RefSeq and is a predicted model, not a curated record. NCBI's taxonomy places the organism in Eukaryota, Metazoa, Arthropoda, Insecta, Hymenoptera, Vespidae. The coding region runs from base 808 to 1377 and encodes 189 amino acids. Gene Ontology annotation, molecular function: tumor necrosis factor receptor activity; protein binding.